Molecule: messenger RNA, 3820 nt
Organism: Perca flavescens (yellow perch)
Lineage: Eukaryota; Metazoa; Chordata; Actinopteri; Perciformes; Percidae
Product: NACHT, LRR and PYD domains-containing protein 12
Exons: 14
Coding region: 139-3561 (1140 amino acids)
Molecular function (GO): protein binding
Source: RefSeq, a predicted model, not a curated record
GAGGUGAUAAGAAGGCAGAGAGUGAAGGGACAGAGGCACAUGGAGAGCACACACUAGUAGCACCCUAGUGAGGAGAUUCCUCCGCACCUUAUUUUCUCCAUAAGCAGGGUCUCUCUCCGUCAGUGAGCCUCCGUCACCAUGACAGACAACAAGCGUCUCGCCUUCUCCUUCCUCCAGUUCCUCCAUGACCAGCUGCAGGCCGGGAGCCUGACCCCCGGAUCCCAGGAGAGUCUAGAAGUUGCUGUCCAGUGUCUGGAGACGGCGUUUGAAAUUUCGACUGACAACCAGAUGCUCGCCGUCCCCAUGACCUUACCAGAGAUCUUCGCCAUGGCCACAGCCAAGCUUCCGGCUGAGUCGCAGGUCAACAACGCGGCUCCCCGACAGCCUCCGAACUCUCUCAGCAAGGAACAGAGAGAAGAGGCUCUAAAAACCCACGAUAACCAAAUGAAAGUGGAGAACUUUUCAACUGCUGUGGACUCGAAGGCCAUCGCCAUCAAACCUCAGGACGCCGUCUAUUACUGCAACAGACUCCCCCUGGCUCAAUGUUUUCACAGAAAGAGGAAGAAGAGUGAGGUUUCUGAGGAGCAGCCAUCCAGAUCUAGAGCUGGAAUGCAGACAGCCAAUCAGAGCAGCUCUGAACAAAUGGAUGUUGGUCGUCUGAAACAUAAGAUCAGGCUGAAGGAGAUAUUUGAACUUGUGACUGAAGGAGAAGAAACAGGAAGUGAAACCAUCCCCAACAGGAUCUUCACUGCCCUCUACAUCAUAGAGGGACAGAGUGAAGAGGUUAAUACCCAACAUGAGGAGUGGCAGCUCGAGACAGCUUCCAAGAAGAAGACCCUCCAUGACUCUCCAAUCAAGUGCUGUGACAUCUUUAAAGCCUCACCUGGCCAACAGAAACACAUCAGAGUGGUUCUGACGAGCGGCGUCGCUGGCGUUGGAAAAACCUUCUCAGUGCAGAAGUUCUGUCUGGACUGGGCCGAGGGUUUGGAGAACCAAGAUAUCAGUCUGGUGAUUCCUCUUUCCUUCAGGGAGCUGAACUUGAUCAGAGAUGAGCAGUACAGUCUUCUGGAGCUGCUCCGUGUUUUCCAUCCAUCAUUACAGGAGGUCCCAGCAGAGCAGCUCGCUGGCUCUAAACUUCUCUUCAUCUUUGAUGGCCUGGAUGAAAGCAGACUUUACCUGGAUUUCAACAACAAUGAGGCUGUUUCUGAUGUCACACAGAAGUCAUCAGUCAACGUGCUGUUGACAAACCUCAUCCAGGGGAAGCUGCUUCCCUCGGCUCUCGUCUGGAUAACUUCCCGACCUGCAGCAGCCAAUCAGAUCCCUCCUGCGUGUGUUGACAGGGUAACAGAAGUACAAGGCUUCACUGAUGCCCAGAAGGAGGAGUACUUCAGGAAGAGAGUCAGUGAUGAAGAGCUGUCCAGCAGAAUCAUCUCCCACAUCAAGACCUCCAGGAGCCUCCACAUCAUGUGUCUGAUCCCAGUCUUCUGCUGGAUCACUGCUACAGUUCUGGACCACAUGUUGACUACAGACCAGAGAGGAGAGCUGCCCAAGACCCUGACUGACAUGUACUCACACUUCCUGCUGGUUCAGACAAAGAGGAAGAAGCUCAAGUAUGCUGAGGGACAUGAGACGAGUCCACAGGAGCUGACGGAGGCUGACAGGGAAGUUCUUCUGAAGCUGGGGAGGCUGGCGUUUGAACAGCUGGAGAAAGGAAACAUCAUGUUCUACCAAGAAGACCUGGAGCGCUGUGGUCUGGAUGUCACAGAGGCCUCGCUGUACUCAGGAGUUUGUUCAGAGAUCUUCAAAAGAGAGAGUGUGAUCUUCCAGAAAACAGUCUACUGCUUCGUUCAUCUGAGUGUUCAGGAGUUUCUGGCUGCAGUCUACCUGUUCCACUGUUACACCAACAGGAACAACGAGGUUCUGGAGGACUUCCUGGGACUGGACUGGGAAAAUGAUGAGGAUGAUGAUGGCUACAUCAGUCCAUCCCUGGGAAGAAACAGAGUUAUUUACCAUCAUUACCCAUCCCUGGAUGUCUUCCUGAAGAGAGCCAUGGAGAAAUCCUUUGAAAGUGAAAAUGGCCACCUGGACCUGUUUAUGCGCUUCCUUCAUGGCCUCUCUCUGGAGUCCAACCAGAGACUCUUAGGAGGCCUGCUGGGUCAGACAGACAACAGUCCAGAAAUCAACCAGAGAGCCAUCAACAAACUGAAGGAGAUGAACAGUUAUGGGAUCUCUCCUGACAGAAGCAUCAACAUCUUCCACUGUCUGUCGGAGAUGAAGGACCACUCAGUCCAUCAGGAGAUCCAAGAGUUCCUGAAGUCAGAGAACAGAUUAGAGAUGGAACUCUCUGAUAUCCACUGCUCAGCUCUGGCCUACAUGCUGCAGAUGUCGGAGGAGGUUCUGGAUGAGUUGGACAUGAUGAAGUACUACACAUCACCAGAGGGACGCUGGAGACUGAUUCCAAUUGUGAGGAACUGCAGAAAGGCUCGACUUUCUGGCUGUGAACUCUCCGAGACUGACUGUGAAGUCGUGGCCUCGGCCCUGAAGUCCAACCCCUCCUAUCUGAGAGAGCUGGACCUGAGUGACAACAACCUGAAGGGUUUAGGUGUGGAGUGUCUGUCUGCGGGACUACAGAGUCCAAACUGUAGACUGAAGACUCUGAGAUUGGAGAAUUGCAGGAUGUCAAGGAUCAGCUGUGCCUCUCUGGUCUCAGUUCUAAAGUCCAACCCCUCCCAUCUCAGAGAGCUGGACCUGAGUUACAACAAGCUGCAGGAUUCAGGUGUUAAGCUGCUGUGUGGUUUUCUGGAGAAUCCACACUGUAGACUGGAGACUCUGAGAUUGUUGGAGUGCAGUUUGUCAGACAUGAGCUGUGCUUCUCUGGUAUCAGCUCUGAAGUCCAACCCCUCCCAUCUGAGAGAGCUGGACCUGAGAUACAACAAGCUGCAGGAUUCAGGCGUGAAACUGCUGUGUGGUUUUCUGGAGAGUCCACAAUGUGGACUGGAGACUCUGAGAUUGGAGCGCUGCAGGUUGUCAAAUAUCAGCUGCUGUGCUUCUCUGGCCUCAGCUCUGAAGUCCAACCCCUCCCAUCUGAAAGAACUGGACUUGAGUGACAACAAGCUGCAGGAUUCAGGAGUGAAGCUGCUGUGUGGUUUUCUGGAGAGUCCACACUGUAGACUGGAGACUCUGAGUUUGUACCACUGCAGUUUGUCAGAGAUCAGCUGUGGUUCUCUGACCUCAGCACUGAAGUACAAUCCCUCCCAUCUGAGACAGCUGGACCUGAGCUACAACAAGCUGCAGGAUUCAGGAGUGGAGCUGCUGUGUGGUUUUCUGGAGAGUCCACAAUGUAGACUGGAGACUCUGAAACUGAAGGACUGCAGGUUUUCAGAGAUCAGCUGUGCUAAUCUGGCCUCAGCUCUAAAGUCCAACCCCUCCCAUUUGAGAGAGCUGGACCUGAAUGACAACAGGCUGCGGGGUUCAGACGUGAAGCUGCUGUGUGAUCUUGUGGAGAGUCCAAACGAUCAACUGGAGACUCUGGAAUGGAAGGAGGAGCCUGACCCAGAGUGAUCAGAAAGGAGGAUGUUGUGACCAGAUGUGGAGUCCUCCAUCAUCAGUGUGUUCUCCUCUGGAUCUGACUGAGUAUCAUCAGUGUAUCUGGACUGCUCUGCUGCUGCUCUGUCCUUCUACAAAGUCUCUGCAGACACACUGAGGCUCCUUCACUCCUUCUGCUCAACACUUAGUCUCUAUUGUCCAGCUCUAUCUCCACAGCGCUGUGGAGGAAGGUCUGGUUACAACACAGAUGAAUUCUGGGAUAGGAGGGAAAAAA